This is a messenger RNA of Metarhizium album ARSEF 1941, 1137 nucleotides long. RefSeq lists its product as uncharacterized. The record is from RefSeq and is a predicted model, not a curated record. Bases 1 to 1137 code for a protein of 378 amino acids. Lineage: Eukaryota; Fungi; Ascomycota; Sordariomycetes; Hypocreales; Clavicipitaceae. The transcript is spliced from 4 exons.
AUGGCUUCUCGCGGGGACCAGCAUCAGCAGCGGCAGCAGCCGCAGCGGUCACAGCAAGCCCCUUUUCCGCCGUCGCAGGAGCAACAACAAAAGGGACGAGGAAAGCCACGAAGCUACAGCAUCCAAUCUCACAAGACCCAUCGCAGCAGCGGGAGCAAGCACGAAUUUCACGAGACCCACGAGGAAAAGGAAGCUAAGCGAUUACACAGCAAGGCCGAUCCCACCUUGGCCAUGAACGAAGCUGAGCCAUCCAUGGUUGCGGCCAUGAAGUCAGAGAGGACCCAAGUCUCUCUUCGCUCCAUGCGGCACAAGGAUGCCUGGGGAAACCCCAUUGCGGACCCGGACAAGUCAAACCCAACCAGAAAUCGAUGGGAGCGACCGCUGGACACCAUCCGUAGCUUCGAGGCUGCAAUCGACGGUGGCUACCAGCACACGGAUUCAGUAGCAAACUGGAAUAGACGAAGUAGUGUUCAACCUGCGAGCCAGCCACGAUUCCCCCAAGACAGUUUUUACAACAGCCGACCUGUCUCGUACAGGCAGGGAGAUGGCCAGUAUGGAGUACACACACCGGGGACAGCAAGAAACAGCGUCUACGACAACCCAAAUGCGGGCGGCGGCUUCAGCGGUAGUGGUUAUGAAAGAGGAUAUGGGGUUAGCAGGCACGCCUCUCGAGAUCGCAGCCAGAGGAUGCAAUCUGAGGCGCACUUUCAGAUGUACGGGCGCGAGCAGGGUGUUUAUCCUAUGCCUCACAAGGACAGGUCAUACGAGACUGUAACAUCCGCUGCACCUAGUGGCAACUCAGACCCUGCCGGCUAUCAGACGGACCCUACGUCCAGCGACAACAGCUCCAUCGACAGGAUAUCACCAGCGAAGCGCUCCGAGCCCGUCAACGAUUAUGGUAUUGGAUUCAGCCAGACACAGGCGUAUGACGUCCAGAACCCCUCUGUCGGCAAGCAGGCUAAGCACCAUGUUCUGCCGCUACCGCCGCCUUCCCGAACGCAGCCCCAGGCGGCGCCUCCUCCCCAAGCCGUGGCUCGCAAACCAUCUCUUUUGCGACGACAAACAUCACCUGAAGAAGACGGAAAUACGGACAACCGGAAGAGCUGGUUCAGUCGUCACUUUAGCAAAAAAGGCUAG